This is a messenger RNA of Colletotrichum truncatum, 1809 nucleotides long. RefSeq names its product MFS multidrug transporter. The record is from RefSeq and is a predicted model, not a curated record. Gene Ontology annotation, molecular function: transmembrane transporter activity. Gene Ontology annotation, biological process: transmembrane transport. Gene Ontology annotation, cellular component: plasma membrane. Lineage: Eukaryota; Fungi; Ascomycota; Sordariomycetes; Glomerellales; Glomerellaceae.
AUGACGCGAGAAAAACCAAGCGUGGCAGCCAACGACGGCGGCGAGAACGUUGCUCCGACCAAACUCCCCUACUGGCGAUUAGUUACCGACCAAGCGGGUAUCACUCCAGAGGUAGCCAACUACGCAUAUACUGGCUCUGGCACUGAAGAAGAUCCAUUCUUGGUGCAAUGGAUUGAUAACGACCCUCGGAAUCCUAUGCUUUUCAGCCGGCGGAAAAAAUGGUUCAUCACGAUGAUGGUAUCGCUUACAACAUUGGCAGUCGCCCUUCUCUCUUCUGCCUACACUGGAGGCAUCCGAGAAAUAAUUCAGGAGUUUGGGAUAUCUCAAAUAGUGGCUACCCUUGGCGUAUCGCUUUUUGUGCUCGGAUUUGCGAUAGGACCACUCCUAUGGGCUCCUCUGAGCGAGCUUUUUGGGCGCCAGUCGCUUUUCUUUGGCACAUACGCAGUGUUGACCGCGUUCAAUGCAGGCUGUGCCGGGGCAAACAAUGCCCAUACCCUGAUCAUCCUUCGCUUCUUUGCGGGCGCUUUCGGUUCAUCUCCCCUCGCCAACUCGGGUGGUGUCAUCGCAGAUAUGUUCCCAGCAGCUGAGAGAGGACUGGCCAUGGCAUUGUUUGCAGCCGCGCCCUUCCUCGGCCCUGUCUUAGGACCCAUCAUCGGCGGAUUUCUGGGAGCGGCAGCCGGAUGGCGCUGGGUUAUGGGGUUUCUGGCGGCCUUUUCCGGAACUCUCUGGCUUCUCGGAGCGGCACUUGUUCCUGAAACCUACGCUCCGUAUUUGCUACGAAAGCGAGCAGCUAAACUUUCCAAGAUGACGGGCAAGUGCUACGUAAGCAAGAUGGAACAUGAACAGGGCCGAGUAAGCCUGGCGGAGUCGUUCAAGACGGCGUUGCUACGACCUUGGAUUUUGCUGUUCCGUGAGCCCAUCGUCCUACUUCUAUCGAUCUACAUGGCCAUCAUAUAUGGAACGCUCUACAUGCUUUUUGCAGCCUUUCCCAUUGUUUACCAGCAGGAGCGAGGCUGGUCUCAAGGUAUUGGAGGCUUGGCGUUUCUAGGAAUCAUGGUAGGAAUGAUCUUUGCCAUCAUUUAUACGAUACCUGAAAACGGACGGUAUCAGCGAGUACAAGCAAACAACAAUGGCUAUGCACCCCCGGAAGCCCGACUUCCCCCAGCAACGGUUGGGUGCAUUGCAGUGCCUAUUGGUCUUUUCUGGUUCGCCUGGACAAAUCAAACGUCAAUCCACUGGAUGGUCAGUAUCGCGGCUGGCGUUCCUUUUGGUUUCGGAAUGGUCCUCUUGUUCUUGAGCAUCAUGAACUACUUGAUUGAUGCCUAUACCAUCUUUGCAGCGUCUGUUCUCGCUGCCAACUCAGUCAUUCGCAGUUUAUUCGGAGCUGCAUUUCCUUUGUUCACGUCAUACAUGUACCAGAAUCUUGGCAACAACUGGGCGUCCUCGGUCCCGGCUUUCCUGGCGCUUGCAUGCGUGCCCUUUCCUUUCCUCUUCUACAAGUAUGGGCAUGCGAUCCGCUCUCGGUGCAAGUUUGCCGCACAGUCCGAAGCAUUCAUGGCCCGACUUCGCGAAGGUGGAUCUUCAGCCACUGAGGACAAGGAGGUCAAGGAAACUGGACCAACCGAAGCUGCAAACGACACUACCGAUUCCGAAAGAGUACCAGAUGAAUCUGCCUAUGCAAGUCCUCAUGGGCAACGGCCUCGUACUAUGAGUGGUGGCACGAUGGUAUCUACACAUCGCAAUUCUUACGACGGCAACCCAUACGACAUUGACAGAGUCAACACUAGGGAGUCAUUUGUAGCAAAAUGA